Messenger RNA from Anopheles merus, 3139 nucleotides. RefSeq names its product protein bicaudal D-like. Gene Ontology annotation, cellular component: Golgi apparatus; cytosol. NCBI's taxonomy places the organism in Eukaryota, Metazoa, Arthropoda, Insecta, Diptera, Culicidae. Gene Ontology annotation, biological process: microtubule anchoring at microtubule organizing center; protein localization to organelle; regulation of microtubule cytoskeleton organization. Bases 628 to 3021 code for a protein of 797 amino acids. Gene Ontology annotation, molecular function: cytoskeletal adaptor activity; dynactin binding; dynein complex binding. The transcript has 10 exons. The record is from RefSeq and is a predicted model, not a curated record.
GGUAUAAAUUUGAUAUUUGGGAAAUUUGCGUGCCGUCUCGCACUCUGCCUCGGUGGCCAACAAUUUCUAGAGCAAGUGUUACCGAGAGAAAAACUACAAGAAGGUUUUCCUGUUUUGAUAUUUUUUAAGCUGACUACAACAUCUGUGCUACUUGUGGCGUGCUCCUGCACCAUUGCUUUGCCGCGGUACUAGGACAAGCUUACGCUGAUUUACGCUGGAGAUUAUCGUUUUCGAUGUUCGGAGUGAAAAUAGAAAAGAGAAACGGCCAAUGUCACCCAAUCGUUUGAGGUGGCACAAGUGUAGCGCACCUCCCAAUCCAUGAAAGGGGAAAACAGUGCUUUUAACCUCUAGUGUAAUGACCAGAUCAGAUUUAUUUUAUCGUAAGGACGCAUAAAGCUCGCAUUCCGCUACACCGUGGGUGACACAUUCCUUUGCGUAACCCUUCGGCCACAUUGCCAUUUGGCUGGCAAACGAAACCCCAUCGCUUCCGACAGAAGUACCACCGAUUCGAGACUGCUCACUCCAACCGUCGUGCCUCCCCGCUGAUUGUUGCUCCUCCGCUCCUUCAACGGAGAAGAGUGUUCUAUCAGGAAGCCAAAAAAAAAAAGGAAUACACCGAUACCGAAAAUGACAUCAUCGGCGGAACUAGAAACCUUGCGGUCCGAAAUCGAGCGUCUAACGCGAGAGCUGGAUCAGGUGAGCAGCGAAAAUAUUCAAUCUGCCAAAUACGGUCUAGGAUUGUUGGAGGAAAAGCAAAACUUGCAAGUGAAAUGUGAAGAACUGGAGUCGCUGUACGAGAACACCAAACAUGAGCUCGACAUUACACAAGAGGCUUUACAAAAAUUUCAAAAAACUCAACAAGUCACCACCAAAUCGGGCAUCGAGCAAGAAGAUGCAUUGCUCAACGAGUCGGCCGCGAUGGAAACAUCCCUCAACAUGCAGAUUGUGGAGCUGGAAAAUGAAACCAAACAGCUGCGCCACGAGCUAGAUCGUGUGACAAGUGAACGAGAUCGCAUGCUGCAGGAAAAUGCCGAAAUCGGGCGCGACAAGUCUGGUACGGAAGCAGAACGGGCACGGCUUAAAGCUGAGUUGAAGGAUAUGAAAUAUCGCGAAGCUCGCAUGCUGGCCGAUUACUCGGAGCUAGAGGAGGAAAACAUUUCCCUCCAAAAGCAGGUGUCCAGUUUGCGAAGCUCCCAGGUGGAAUUCGAAGGCGCUAAGCACGAAAUCCGGAGGCUGACAGAGGAAAUCGAGCUGCUGAAUUCACAGGUGGAGGAAUUGGCUAGUCUUAAGAAAAUUGCUGAAAAACAAAUGGAAGAUGCCUUGACUGCACUGCAAGUUGAAAGAGAGAAUAAAUACGCUUUGAAGAAAGAGCUUGAUACACAUAUCAACCGUGAAUCAAUGUACAAUAUUAGUAAUCUGGCAUAUAGUAUACGUAGUAUGGAAGAGAAUGCCCUGAACAGCAGCGAUUGUGAAGAGGAAAUCCCAGCACUGAGAGACUCCACCCUGAAAAGAUUGGAAGCAACCCUUGAAGCAGAAACUGCGGACCUGAAAUCACCCGAUGGCACAAAGGGCGAUCUGUUCUCGGAGAUUCAUCUGAAUGAGCUUAAAAAACUCGAGAAGCAGCUGGAAACAAUGGAAACUGAAAAGUUAUGCCUGACCGCAAAUCUUCGUGAUGCCCAGCAGAAUCUAGACAAAAGCCAAAACGACUUGCAAAACUUUAUGGCAAAGUUGAUGUUACUGGCAGCACACGUUGAUGCGCUUCAUACGCUCAAGAAACAAAUUCAAAUUGAGGAAAAUAUAACCGUAUCUACAGCAAAGGACAAGGAUGUGAAUGAUAAAUUGAAUGAAGCUAUCAUGCAAUACUCGAGCUGGUUCACCUUAAGCUCGAAGGAAAUAGAUACUCUCAAAGCUGACCUGGCUGAAUUGCAGAAGGGCUUGAACUGUUCUGACGCAAUGACUGUACUGCGCAAUGAAAUAACAAAUCUCAAGAACAAGCUGUUGUCUGUUGAACAGAAAUCAUUGGAUUUGCAUAGUGACAUCCAGGUACUUACGACACUCUCACAAACAGCGGGCCAGAGUUUGAACACGACGCGAACUAAUUUAGUUGCACUAAGCGACGACCUGGCCCAGUUGUACCACUUGGUGUGCACGGUAAAUGGUGAAACUCCAAAUCGUGUACUGUUGGACCAUAAGAACGACGACUUAAGCUUCGAGAACGAUUCCUUGACGGCAAUUCAAUCACAGCUGAAAUCCGACAUUCUUACAUCCAAGCCUCAUGUUUUUGAGGACCUGCAAGCACUCAGCGAUGCUGUCGAGAUUCGCAAGUACGUUGACACUGUGAGCGAUCAAAUUCGGUACCUCAAGACAGCUGUCGAACAUACAAUCGAGCUGAACAAGGAUAAGGUGGUGACCGAUUCCUCCGCUACAUCCUCGGGCGAUGUAAAGGAGGCAAAGGAAGAAAUAGCUGAUCUGCACGAACAAAUCAUCAAAUUGCGCAGCUUACUGUCGACGAAACGCGAGCAGAUCGCCACGCUGCGCACUGUGCUCAAGUCGAAUAAGAACACAGCCGAGGUGGCGCUGACAAAUCUUAAAUCCAAGUACGAAAACGAAAAGUUGGUCGUCAGCGAUACGAUGUCAAAGUUGCGAAACGAGCUGCGCAUCUUAAAGGAAGAUGCGGCCACAUUUUCAAGUCUCCGCGCUAUGUUUGCGGCUCGCUGCGAGGAGUAUGUCACUCAGGUUGACGAACUCACGCAUCAGCUUGCGGCGGCUGAGGAGGAGAAGAAAACGCUUAAUCAGCUACUUCGAUUGGCUGUGCAGCAGAAACUUGGACUGACGCAAAAGCUCGAGGAGCUUGAGAUGGACCGUGAAAUGCGUCAUGUGCGCCGGCCGGCAGCUUCGCAGCGCGGCGGUGGAGGAGGUGGCGGCAAGUCAGCCUUCUCUCGUGGGCAGCCUGCCCGGAACAGCCUUCAGAAUCCGAACAGCAACAACAAUAGUAACAAUCCGAACCAAGCUUUCUUCUAACAUAAGGUGAGCGUACAGCGUAAAAUUCUAGCGUUCCUUUACACACUGCUUAAGCUGUAACGGGGGAAUCGCUAGAGGAACGAGUUGUAGUUUUAGUUAAUGCAAAGUGGCGGACGAA